AGUAAUCCUGUCUGUUUUACAGCUUGUUGUCUGUUUAGUUACACCUGGUCUCUUUUUCAUAGCCAUAGAUCAAAGUGAAGGCCACAUAAAAGUUUAGCUAAGAAGAUAGAGAAUAAAAAAGACUUUACAACAUCCGCUGUGGCGAAAGCAUAUUCAUUUCGUUAGUUUUAGCAUCAGUCACAAUGGCCGAGUACAUAUACAAAGCAUCAGUAUGCCAGAAGAACUAUAACUUUAUGAGACAGUUUCGGGACAGAAAUACCAGAAAACUGAAGAAUCUGACAUCUGCACAGUUUAUGGAGGUUUGGAGCCACUACGAUGCGGAUGGUAAUGGUUAUAUUGAAGACCAAGAACUUGAUAAUUUUCUAAGAGAAUUUGUGUCAAGUGUCAACACUAGUGAUAUUGGGCCAGAGAUGCUAUCUGAAUCAAUGCUGGAAGAACUUAAAAAAUGUUUCAUGGAGGCGUAUGACGAUAACAAGGACGGAAAGAUUGAAAUUAGAGAGCUUGCUCAAUUGCUUCCUCUUGAGGAGAGUUUCUUGUUGCUUUUUCGCUUUGACAAUCCACUUGAGUCCAGCGUGGAAUUCAUGAAGGUGAACAAAAAUUCUUUCAUUUAAGAAUUUUCAGGACUCAUAAACAAAUUUAUACGACAGUCCAAUCCUGCUAUGUAAAAUUAAACUUGCACUUUCAGUUUAUUAAACGUACUCACCAAGGCAAAUGAUAACAAUUAUCGGCACAAGAUUCACAGUGGCCUAUAUGAAAUAUAAAUAAAACCGAUCCUAAUAUUCAAACUUUUUUAUUGUUUGUUCUUGUCUUCUUUAAUUAAGUCGAUAAUUACAGCGGUUUUCAAGAAUUUCCAACAGUGAACGUUUUAGAGCACUUUUCCAUGCCUUCCAGGAAUUCAAGAUGAAUAAUAAUAUUUGAUGAAAUUAUUUCGAGAAUUUAAAUAUUCAAAUAAAGAUUUAAACGAGAGGAACGUUGUGAAGAGAUAAGGUGUUCGAAUAGUGCCCAAGGAAGUGCAGAUCAAUAGGCGUUUAAAGGUAGUUCAUAUUAAAUAAAUAUAGGGAGUAGUAGUAGUUACUUAUCUGUCUAUCAAAGGAGUAGCUGCUUAGAGUGCCACAGAUGAUAUUGUCCACCACAGGAGUAACUGCUUAGAGUGCCACAGAUUAUACUGUCUACCACAGGACUAACUGCUCAGAGUGCCACAGAUUAUAUUGUCCACCACAGGACUAACUGCUCAGAGUGCCACAGAUUAUAUUUUCCACCACAGGAGUAGCUGCUCAGAGUGCCACACAUUAUAUUGUCCACCACAAGAGUAACUGUUCAGAGUGCCACAGAUUAUAGUGUCCACCAGAUGAGUAACUGCGCAGAGUGCCACAGAUUAUAUUAUCCACCACAGGAGUAGCUGCUCAGAGUGCCACAGAUUAUAUUAUCCACCACAGGAGUAGCUGCUCAGAGUGAUACAGAUUAUAUUGCCCACCACAGGAGUAGCUGCUUAGAGUGCCACAGAUUUUCUACCAUAGGAGUCUUAAGAGGUUAUUAUGUCAUUGUACAGAUCAUUGGUUAGGCCACAUGAUUAAUAUUUUAUUCAGUCUUGGACUCCUUACGUCAGAAAAGACGCUGAAUUGUUGGAAAAGAUUCAGGGAUAGAAGGAUGAUACCUGGGAUAGAAAUGUUAUCAUACGAGGAUAGGUUAAGAAAUCUGAAUUCGUUUUCUCUUGACAAAAGAAGAGUUUGAGAAUAUCUGAUUAAGGGUUUUAAGACUGUUAAGGGAAUUGAUAGUGUUGAUGCAUAAUCGUUUUUAGAUUUAAUUGUGUACAUGGUAAUACUGGGGGACACAAGUAUAAAUUUUGGCAGAGAAGAAGUCAUCUUCAUCUGAGACAGCUUUAUUUUUCUAACAGGGUGGUUGGUCUUUGGAAUGGUUGCCCUUGGAGGUGGUGGAUGCAGUUAAUUUAAGGGAGUUUAAGGUAAAGCUUGAUAAAUAUUUGAAUGACAAGGGAUAGCUGGCUUUGAGGCGUCUUUUUUAAUUUAAUGGCUAGGACGGCCUUAAAGGACCAAAAUGUUAUGUUAUAGUCAACUAUCGAACUCUCUGGUGGCUCCAAAAGGGAAUCCACUUGGUCUGCCCCACUUAGACAUCAUGUAGAAACAGUCAGUGUCCAUUAAUGACGUCAUGUGCUAAUGGAGAUGAAUACCCUUCUAUGUGGUAAAAGAUAAAGUAAUCAAUAUAGUUUAUUAAAUUGUAUUAAACUAGCAUAAUUUUAGUCAAUUACAGUUUU
This is a messenger RNA of Limulus polyphemus (Atlantic horseshoe crab), 2269 nucleotides long. RefSeq names its product calbindin-32-like. The transcript is spliced from 5 exons. Gene Ontology annotation, molecular function: calcium ion binding. The record is from RefSeq and is a predicted model, not a curated record. Lineage: Eukaryota; Metazoa; Arthropoda; Merostomata; Xiphosura; Limulidae. Bases 183 to 611 code for a protein of 142 amino acids. Gene Ontology annotation, biological process: regulation of long-term synaptic potentiation; regulation of presynaptic cytosolic calcium ion concentration. Gene Ontology annotation, cellular component: terminal bouton; nucleus; cytosol.